Molecule: messenger RNA, 1548 nt
Organism: Diaporthe citri
Lineage: Eukaryota; Fungi; Ascomycota; Sordariomycetes; Diaporthales; Diaporthaceae
Exons: 2
Coding region: 1-1548 (515 amino acids)
Cellular component (GO): membrane
Source: RefSeq, a predicted model, not a curated record
AUGAAUUCGCAAGACCAUAAGAAUGGUGUAGACUCGGCUACAGGUGCGGACGAGGAGCACGGCCAGGGGAAUGGACUCGGUCGCCUCAAAGAACAGCAGCCUCACAAUUCCGUCGGGUUUUGGCAUCCCCAUAUGAGCAAGGUCCGCCGUCAUGUCAUCCUGCUCUGGUUCCGGACCGUGCUCAUCCUUUUGGUCGCCAUCCUCGCCAUCCUCUCGCUGUACUGGGGCGUUCUCUUCCGGGUCGAGGCAAACCUGCGUUCCAUCGUUGUCCACGUCGUUGACUUCGACGCAACAGUCACCCCUUACAACGGUGUUGAGCCAGUCGUUGGACCGGCCGUUGUGGAAUUGACCCAGCAGCUCUUCAAAUCCCCCACGCCAUCACUUGGCUUUACCACUGUGCCCGCCUCCGAGUAUGGCAACGAUCCGCUCCAGGUGCGCGAGGCCGUGUACAGAUGGGACGCAUGGGCCGCCGUCGUAAUUAACCCCAAUGCCACUUUCCUGCUGUGGGAAGCCAUCGAGACUGGCAACUCGUCGUACGACCCUACCAGCGGGGCAGUGCAGGUUGUCAUCCAGACCGCUCGCGACUCGACAACGAUGCAGAGCAAUAUAUCGCCAUACUUGCAGAAGUUCACCGAAGAGUUUGGCGCCACGUUUGGCCCCAUGUGGGGACAAAUGAUCAUGUCCAACGAAAGCCUCCCGCGAGAGAAUCUGGCCAGGGCCGCCGCAGCAGUCAACCCCGGUGUAACACCCCUUCUCUACGACCUUCGGCCUUUCCAGCCACCAACCGCAACCCCGGCUGUUAGUAUCGGCCUCAUCUACCUCAUAAUUAUGGCAUUUUUCUCCUUUAGCUUCUUCCUCCCCAUCCACAUGAAGUACAUCCAGCCCCAGGGCCACCCGCCGCUGCACUUCUGGCAGCUCAUCAUCUGGCGAUGGCUUGCCACCAUCGCAGCGUACUGCCUCAUCAGCCUCGCCUACUCCAUCAUCUCACUUGCAUUCCAGAUUCCAUUCUGGCCUGGGCCCGCUAGCCACGUCUAUUCGCCUCCGCCGGAGGGAGCGACAGCGUAUGGCAAGGCUACUUUUGUCGUCUACUGGUUGGUCAACUACCUCGGCAUGUGUGCUUUGGGACUGGCCUGCGAGAACGUGGCUAUGUUGAUUGGCCAGCCGUGGACAGCGUUGUGGUUGAUCUUCUGGGUGAUCACCAACGUAUCUACCAGCUUCUACAGCCUCGAUCUAGCGCCAGGGUUCUACGGCUGGGGCUACGCCUGGCCGCUGCACCAUCUUGUCGAAGCGAGCCGGCAACUGUUGUUCGACCUGCAUUCCAGGAUUGGCCUGAACGUAGGCGUACUGUUCGCGUGGUCGGCUAUCAACACUGUUCUGUUUCCCUUCUGUUGCUAUUUCAUGAGGUGGAAAGGAGAACACGAAAAGAGGCAAGCGGAGAAAAACAAGGAUCGGUACGUGGUUAGCACCCAAGAUGGCGAGAAAGAAUUGGAAAAGGAAAAGGGUCAAAAGCCACCAGUUAGAAAGAGAGGUUUCAUGAGAGGUGUUUAG